This is a messenger RNA of Amoebophrya sp. A120, 6020 nucleotides long. The record is from the annotation of a GenBank genome assembly. NCBI's taxonomy places the organism in Eukaryota, Dinophyceae, Syndiniales, Amoebophryaceae.
AGAGUUGAUACGCAAGGAAACGUGCGAAAAUGAGGAUCCGAGUAGUUGCCAUGUGGUAUCUUUCGCUCUUGUGCCAUAUUAUUUGAAACGUUUGGUCGCCGAUGGGUGAAAAAGAAAUGACGAAGUCUCGUCGCUUUCCGUACAGUUUUUAUUUUUUUAUCCCACAAAGACAAAUCUUAGCUGGGUUCGGCUUUGGGUAUUGCUAUGGAUGUUCAUGCAUAGACUGAAACGUAAUCGUAAAGAUGUCGAUUUUCUCUCUACGCGACCUUCUGCAGCACGAACGUGAGGCGCAGGAACGGAUUGUCACCCCACGCCUGCAGCAGCAAAACCUUCAAGCUUCGAGAGGUAUACCAGCGUUGGUGGAAGAAAGCUGUGAACAAGCUGCAGGUGUCUCCAAUAGCCAGAAAAAACGAGUGCGCCACAAUGAAUGAUGAAAAUCGUUUGAUAAUCUAUCGGAGCUGCGGGCGAAUUAGUUCUCUGUUCUAGCUCUAUCAUGACAAGUUCUAUAUGUGAAACUGUUUCAUUCCGAUCUCCAAACUACAGCGCCUUCCCUCCUUACCGGCUUCUGUGAGACCACAGGCACGAAUCACGCUCACCAGGUCCAGACAGCUCCGCCCUUGCGGACGUACUACGAGAGCAGUCAUUCCCUGGACGUCACAGGUCUUUGUUCGCAGCCAACCGCCACGGAGACGGCAACGGAGGUGCAUGUUGUUCGGCCGCGGCAGCGGGCCUACUCAACGGCGGGACAUAGCGUUUCCGAUGACAGAGACGACGAAAGGUAUAUGCAAGUACUUACUUGCUUCUAGAAUAGUUACACGCUCACCAGAGCUCUUUUUUUCGUAGAUGUACUACCGUGCUUUGGCUCGUCCCUAUAACAUGCAAGGAACUUCUCUCAGUGCGGUUGGAAGACGGACCCUUUGAAAGAUCCUUCAAACCUCGGUCAUCAGGUUGCCACCCGUUGCUUCCCCGGUGUCCAGCCUGCUCGACCGAUGCCUGACUCCCGACCAGGCGAUCGGAAACCUGUCGCGCAACAGCGUCCAGUCCGUGCUCCCUCCCGCUAGUGAGGUCCCCAGCCCGCUCCGUCGGCGGAACAUGGGCAGUGAGUACUUUUCCGGCACCUCCCAGGAUCAUGAAACAAGAAGUUACCCAGUGAGUCUUCCGCCGCCAACUGCACCCGAGUUGCUGGUUUGCUCUCCCUAUCAAAUGCAAAAAUGUCUGGGUCUGGAAGAAUGCCAGGUUUGUGAUGCAUGUUUUCCAUGACCCACGAGGUCUGGAAUGCGAGGCCCAGCAUGACAGAUUCUUUGAGGUCUCUAUCAUGCCUUUCCUGCAUGAGAAACUCCCUCUCAACUUGGUCAAAAGCGGACAGCUUUUGGCACUCACGCAACACAGAUAUUUGCAUCAUUUAGAGUUAGCAUGACAAGUUCCAACCUUCCAGACCCAGACAUUUUUACAUUUGAUACUCCCUUGCCGCAGCUGCGGCUGGAAGAGACGAUCAAUUUCGACGUAUCCUAUUUAAAAACGUCCCCACCCCAUAGUUGUAAUGCAAAUCUGCAUGCUGAAAAUGUUUCUCAUGCGGAGCCCCAUGAGAAGCAGUUUCUAGUCGUGUUUUCCAAUUUGUCAUGCUCCAAUCAGCAUGGUGUGCUAGGUCUGUGAUGCUGCUGAGCUAGCUCAAACAGCACUACACUACGAGUCCAAAUUUGUGAUGCAAAGCAACCAAAACUUGUGGAUUUGUCUAGCCGAUUCCCCAUCUUGACUCCUUAAGCACUUCGUAAGGAAAAGCACUUCGUAAGGAAAAGCAUUUCGUAAAACAAAACGUAUUCACUUAGGCUCAUGUAAAGCGACGAAGCAGAUACUUCAACACACUAGCAGCGUGCGGGGGGGGCCAAUGUGGUCCCCCCCACCCGCUGCGCCUAUAAAUAAAACACGCCAGGGAGUUUUCUUUUUUUUCCAGCAGCGGCUGGCUGUGGGACGUGGGGCAACGCCGGGGGUUAGAAAUGCAAAUAUGAUGGUAGUGCGUUCCUAUACUUAUCUUGCUUCAAACAUUUUUUAUUUUUUUGGCCUUUCUUCACGCUUUCUCUUUGUCAUUAUCUUUGGAUUAGUUUCGCGUCACUUCAUUGCACAAGUAUUAGAAUUCAUAAUCAUGAUGGAGAAUGGCACGCGGAGUCGGAAACAUUGAAAACGACACCGAGCGCGACGGAACCACACGAAGCCGGCGGGGGGUUGCAAGAUCUGCGCGUGUCGUUGGGGCCACAGAAUGAGGAAUACUAGGCCGCUGGGCAUACGCACGCGGGGGAGGAGGGGGAAAACGGAGGCGAAACGAGAACAAGGGGCGCAGUACGAAAGUGGAGCGAGAAUCAGCAGGCUGGAGCAGGGGACAAGAGCGGAAAAGUAAGAUAUCGGGAAAAAAAAACGCCGUAUACCUGCGCAAUUCCUUAUAUGUGAAUAACAUGGAGGGUGGGCGGGGUUCUUCACAUUUUUGGAAACGCCCACCGCCCCGACUAGAAUAGCUGAAUGAUGAAAAUCUUACUUGAUCCACGUCUUGUAGCGCUAGUCGUUCCGCGGACCCCGCGUCCUCGCAGGGGCUUCUCUUUUUUUUCCGCCUAGCCAGCGGGUUGUUGCUUGGGGGGGUGUUAGGUUCGCAUGAAAGCUUGUAUGCAUGCUGUAUUCCGGCUUUGCAUGACAACUUUUAUUGGUUUUACUAGAAGCGCCCUGCUUGCUAUCUGCUUUAACUGCUUCAUGUGACCGGUGUAGUUUCCUAGUUGCACGAAUUCGCCCGCUGCUACCGGGUCAGUAGAUAGAAAAAAAAUUCAGGUCGCGCAGUUUCUAAAUGGCUUGCGGGUGACGCUUAGGACUUGACGCGGUGACUUGUUAGCUCUAGAAAAUUGGCACUAUCGAAGAACUUGCACGACAAAAAACUUGCAUGACAAAAUCCGGCCCUGCGAAGCCGCAGUAGAUAGUAUCCCCCCGCACUGCUAUCCCCAUUCCACAUUGUUCCGGAGGCUGCGAGAUGGAACCAUGUGGCGUGUGCCGCUGCUACCGGCUCGACACGAAAAAACGAAUCCGCGCGCUCGGCGCGGUAGAUACCCCCCCGCCGUUCGGGUUUUAGCUGCCACUGGCGUCAUAAAUUGCGGUCUACAAUCUCCUCCUGAUGAUUUUCAUUUGUUCUUUUUGUGUAUGGUGCAUGAGAGCUUGCACUCAUUUUGGCCACGUUGUGGUAGUUUUGCAGCAUGCACGCACAAACGGGAUUCUUGAAAGCGGAGGGUGGGGGGCGAGACCCCCAUUUAGUCGCCGCGGCGCGAAGCCGCAAAUCUCGCGCUCACGUCCACCAUCAGAAGUGUUCCAGCACGGGGCCGCUCCAUGAAUUGAAUUGAAUUGAACGACAGGGCGAGAGCCCUGCAAGACCGGGCGUCGAUAGUAAGAGCAAAAAACAAAAAUGCACGCAUACACGCGCACUGCUUAACUGUGUGAAAGGUGUCGGCCCUGUUUGACCUGCUGCGGCAGGCAGGUGAAUUCGUAGAACUGCAUCACAUGUUAAGUAACGCACACCGGCCUCCUAGAAUAACUGAAUGAUGAAAAAUUUAUAUGCGCAGCGGCUUACUGCGCAGCGUCGGUUCGUGCACGUGUGUCGCUCUUCGUUCGUUGUCUCCAGGAGCUUGAUCGUAAAUUCGUGCGCUCCUCCUGCUUUAUAAAAUUCGAUCUUCCCAUCUGCCCCCGUUUUCCCACGUAGAUUUAGAUCUCUACCCUUUUAUAUCUUCUGUCGUUUAGUUUUGUUGUUUUGCCUGACUUGCCUUCUUAGCGCUAGCCCGCGCAUCCCGCGUUCUUGCAGGGGCAGCUGUCUUUUUUUCCGCCUUGCCAGCGGAUUUUGUCGCGGGGAAGAUAAGAAAGCACUCUGGGUUCAACGGUCCCCGCCCCCCCUCGUCGUGGGUUCAACGGCCCCCAUCCCUAAAGAGACCACUUAGAAAUAAUUCUACAGUAGAUUGCAAAUUUUACAGCGGUCGCCCGUUUUGCAUCGGCCGAGGCUGCACACGCGUCCGGAGUAUUUUUCACUGACGUCCCUCGGCUUGGGUCAUAUGAUGUUCUUCGUCAGGUCGCGCAGCCUCUAUUAAUGCGAUUCGGGUCGGCUGCGCCCUAUGGCUAGUAUCUGUGAUCCAGCUCGACCAUAUAUUUCGGGUUUCGACCCGAAUAGCGCGCACUAGGCGCAACUAUCUCUUUAUACAGUGGUCUCUCCCUAUCUUUACUAUCUUUCAGUGCAGCGGCUUACUGCACUUAUCGCCCUACGGAGACUGUGAUCUGACCUCCCUCUACCUCCCCUGGUGGACGUCUGCCGCGGCUUACGGCUCUGGACGUUAACUAGGAUCGAGUGCGUUGUGCGGGUUUAGGGUUUUGAAUAUUUAAUUUUGUAUCUCCCACUGCUGCAUGCACCCUGCUGCAGAACUUGUGAUGCAAAACAACCUCCGGGUUGUUCCCGCGCUUCAGGAGUAGUUCUGUUGCGUGCGGGCAGCAGAAGAUGAGUAAUGCUGUUGGUUUAGGGGGUUGAAAAUGUUUGUGCAUGUGUAAUGCAAAAGAUGAAAAAGAUUCGCGCGUGGGAGCGCAUUUUUAAGCACAACGGGCGGGUGCCGUUCCCGCCGUCACACAAUCACAUACAAUACAAUACAAUUGAAAAUUGGGGGCCGGGCAAAAAAAAAAAAUUCCCCAUCUUGACCAUGGUGUGGGGACAUUUUUAAUCAGGAUACGACGGAAAUCCAAAACAGGCACGCGCGAAUAACAACUACGGAGGUGCUCAGCAGACCUUGUUUCCCAGCAGCACGACAGCACAGCAACAGCAAGAAGUUUUCUCGGCGACUUCCUCCAGUUCCUCGGAAACUUCGUCUGGUCGCGCUAGACGCAACAACGCACGCGUGAUGACCGGUGAAGUAGCUCCCCAGGAAAUUGUAGUUGUUGCGGGCGGAGUCACUACUCAACAAAAUCCAAAUGAUAGUGCACUCGCCUACGAGGACGGAACGAUUACCCCCGCAACGGUCUGGGAUCUGUCGUUCGCGCAGUCCUCUGGGUCGACUACUCCCGCACAGACGCAGGCGGAGGCGUACGCGCAGAGAAUGCGCGAGAGCGAACAGCAACAGUCCACGGGCGGAAUUCGGCACUGGAUGGCCAAAAUUCCCUCCUUCCGGGUGCGAAGGAACGAGGUGGACAGCUACACCCGGUCGCAGAUUGUGGACCAGAUGUUCAACGAUGACGUGCCCGACGAAAAGGAGGACGGGAGAACCUGUGAGAUCCCACGAUGGCUGUACGCUGACUGUUUGGAUCCGGGGUCGAACGUGGACGAUAGCUCGGAGUAUCGCGUCGAUGCGCCACGGUUGCUGCGACAAAGGCAGCAGGCAGCUUGAGGGAACAAAUACUUUUGAUGACAGUCAGGCCCGACUUGGUGCUAUGAAUCCACCAUUUGCAACUGUAGACAUGAACAAAGAAAACGUCUUCCUCGAUAGAAUUCAGUGGACGAACUCAUUGCACAAUUUUCCAUUUGCGUAACACACCGGCCUCUUCACUGUUGAUUUUGAUAGAAUGUAAAAAUUGCAGUCCAUUAGCAGUAGCUCUCUGUCUCACCUGUAUGAAUGUUGUAGCUUCAAACACUACAAGGAUGAAAGAAAGCAGUACAUCAAUGCAUUUGUGCAAGGCGAAUAAUGUGGCCGCUCUUUCCGAAAUUCGCCUUAUUGGAAUGUACGCUGUUGUAAAAUGCCGACAGAUGAAAGAGAAUGGAAGAGCAAGUCAAAGCAAAAGAUACUUUUCCCCUCAUCUUUGUCCUACAAGCAGCAGGAGUGCACAUCCAGCGAGGCGUGAUCAAAUAACUCCCGGGAUCGCGCCGGACGAUAAGGUUCCCAACAGCUUGACCGAGUGAGUUUAUCUACUUCGAGCUGCUGCGAUUUCUAGGAGAGUCCGAGUGUUGACUCGCUGCACUUCUCUUCAGCGAGCUUCGUCUUUGUCUUGGAGGCUGUCGUCGGCGUCUGCUACUGGCUGAAUAAUCC